AUGGGCCAGGACAGCCGGACCCAAAUGUACAACUCAGGGAUGAACAUCAGCUCUGCGAUGGCACCACAGUCUCCAGGACACAGUGGAACUCCACCACUGUCCUCUCUGUCUCCUAAGAAGACCACCUUUCAGUCCUUGGGAUCUCUGUCAUCAGGAGUGUUUUCACCGUCUCCGGCUAAAGCCUCCACUCAUCAGGCAAACCCUGGGUCCAGCCGACUGAAUUCCCCCACUCCAUCUAUUAUGAGCUCCCCAAAACUUUGGCAGAAAGCAUCCGUUUCCCGACUCGCAGAGGAAUUCUUCUGGAUUGGUGGAAGUGUGGUUGCACAGCCAAAAUGGAGACUGGGUCAGAUAGUGGAGAGAUAUAUGUGCACCAUGCAAACUGGCACUCAGUUAACCAAAAUGAAGGGGAAGAAGAAAGGACUGGUGCGCUUCUUUUACCUGGACGAGCACAAGUCCUGCAUCCGCUGGCGACCCUCCAGAAAACAUGACAAGGCCAAAAUAACUAUUGAUUCCAUUCGUGAGGUGUGCGAGGGGAAAAAGUCAGAGGUCUUCAGGCGUUACGCAGACAACCGUUUCGACCCAAACUGCUGCUUCAGUAUUUACUACGGGGACCGCGUGAAGUCCCUGGACCUGGUCUCCACCAACGCGGAGGAGACCCGCACUUGGAUCACUGGGCUGAAAUACCUCAUGGCUGGUAUCAGUGAUGAAGAUAGUUUGGCUAGGAGGCAGCGCACCCGUGAUCAGUGGUUACAGCAGACUUUCUCUGAGGCAGAUAAAAAUGGAGAUGGGACCCUGAGCAUCGGAGAAGUUCACCAGCUGCUCCACAAGCUCAAUGUGAAUUUACCCAAGCAGAAAGUCAGGGAGAUGUUUCAGGAAGCAGACACGGACGAGAACCAGGGCUCUCUCGGCUUUGAUGAAUUUUGUUCAUUCUACAAGAUGAUUUCCACACGUAGAGACCUCUACCUGAUUCUGAUCUCCUACAGCAAUCAGAAAGAAGUCCUGGACCUCCAUGACCUUGCACGCUUUCUGGAAAAUGAACAGAAGAUGCGAGGCCUGAACAGAGAGCAUCUAGUGGACAUAGUGGCCAAGUUUGAGCCGUGUCCUGAGAACCUCCAGCGUAUGGUACUGGGUAUUGAUGGUUUCACCAACUACAUGCGGAGUCCUGCAGGCGAUAUCUUCAACCCCGAGCACAAUCAGGUAAACCAGGACAUGACGCAGCCUCUAACCAGCUACUUCAUUGCCACAUCUCACAACACCUACCUGACAGGAGACCAGCUGCUCUCUCAGUCUAGAGUGGAAAUGUAUGCCUACGUCCUGCAGGCAGGCUGUCGCUGUGUGGAGGUGGACUGCUGGGAUGGACCAGAUGGAGAGCCCAUUGUCCAUCAUGGUUACACCUUGACAUCCAAAAUUCUCUUCAAAGAUGUAAUUGAAACAAUAAACAAAUAUGCCUUCACAAAAUCACAGUAUCCCGUGAUCCUGUCCAUAGAGAACCACUGCACUGUGCCUCAGCAGAAAAAGAUGGCUAAAUAUCUGAGAGAGGUGCUGCAGGACAAACUGGAUCUGAGCAAUGUCAGCGUGCAUGAAUGCAAAAAGCUGCCAUCCCCUGAGAUCCUGAAAGGAAAGAUUUUGGUCAAGGGGAAGAAGCUGCCAGCAAACCUUGAUCCUGACGUGGAGGAGGGUGAUGUGUCUGAUGAAGACACUGGAAAUGAGGAAGAAGAGGAUGAUGAUGACGAUGAUAACCCACAGAGAAAAAAGAGAAUACGAGUGAAAAACAAGGCCGUGUCUGAUGGUGAAUCAGACUACAGCAGCAGCAGGGAGAGGACACAAAUUGUUUACCAUCCCAAAAAAAGGAAAACAAUGAGGCUCUCCCGAGCUCUUUCUGAUCUGGUCAAGUACACAAAAUCUGUCCGUGUGCAUGACAUAGAAACACAAGCAUUCAUGAGCAGUUGGCAGGUAUCGUCCCUGGAUGAGACAGUAAUGAACCAGAUCUUACAGCUUAAACCGGGUGAGCUGGUGCGUUUCAACCAGCGCCAGCUUCUCAGAGUCUACCCGUCCAACUACAGAGUGGACUCAAGCAACUUCAACCCACAACCAUACUGGAACUCAGGAUGCCAUAUGGUUGCCAUGAAUUAUCAAACAGAAGGUCGCAUGCUCGAACUGAACCAAGCGAAGUUCUCGAGCAAUGGAAACUGUGGAUAUAUUCUGAAGCCCAAGUGCAUGUGUAAAGGUGCCUUUAACCCAGUGUUGGAGGAGCCCCUGCCAGGACACAGAAAAACUCAGUUAGUGCUGAAGAUCAUUAGUGGACAGCAACUUCCCAAACCCAAAGACUCCAUGUUUGGGGACAGAGGAGAGAUAAUUGAUCCCUUUGUUGAAGUCGAGAUCAUCGGCCUACCUGUUGACUGCUCCAAGCAGCAGACUAGAGUAGUGCAUGAUAACGGUUUCAACCCAAUGUGGGAGGAAACCCUCGUCUUCAACAUUCAAAUGCCUCAGAUCGCCCUGGUGCGAUUCCAGGUGUGGGAUCACGAUCCCAUUGGAAGAGACUUCAUUGGACAGAGGACUGUUGCUUUCACCAGCAUGAUGCCAGGUUACCGCCAUGUCUACCUGGAGGAAAUGGCAGAAUCAUCGAUCUUUGUUCAUGUCGCUAUUAUUGACAUGGCAGGAAAGAUCAAACCAGCAAAUGCUGUGCAAGCAGCAAGGAAACACAUCCAAAAAGCAGCCCAGAAGCAUAUGAAGGGCCAUCAGAGGCAGCCAUCUCUAGAUUUUUCUGUCCAGUCUUCAGAAGAUGGACGCGCUUUGUACUUCCGCAAGGAUCCGGACACCAUCUCUCAGGACAGCAGAAGUGGGGAAACAUCUUAUCUGGUUCAAGGGCCCGCAGCCAAGGCUUCCAUCCACAAAGGGGCCAUGAGUGAACCUGUCAGGCGAGCUCACAGAGUUAAAAUUCUUGAACCACAAGAGACAAAGAGAGGGAUCUUUAGCCGGAUGUCUUCCACUGACUCCCAGCACACUGGGGUUGCUCCCUGCGUGAUAGCUGAAAGCUUUGACCUUGAGACCUCUUCCCAGACUUCUUCUCCUGACAGUCAAAAUCCAGACAGCCAAAAUCCAAUAAUUCAAGAGGAGCUGGAAAAUGACCCCAGUGAAUUACAACAGUCCAACUGUGCUGAGCAGCAGAUAGAGUCAGAGCAGCCUGAACCACCUGAGGAAUUACCACCAGAAUCAAAACCAGGCAAUGACAUUGUCACAGAGUCUGAGCCACUGCCAGAAGCUCAGAGUCAGACCGACACAGUCCCUCAGCCUCCGCUCGUGCCACAGUCAGAAGCCAAACCUUCUCCACUUGUCCCUCCAUCAUCCCCUGCAAGGGUUAGACGGACUUUAGAAGCUCCCGUGACCCCCUGGCAUUCCACCCCAAUAAGGACAAAGGGCCGCUCACGCAGUUGCCCUCGAAAGCAGAGUACCUCUGCUCAGACACCGAUGCUGAACCGAAAGCCUACUUUCCACUGUCAGACGCGCGGAGCUCAAAACUACGGCAGCUACGGCAACCCAGUGAGACGCAUACCCAACGGUCUCUGCCUGUUGGACACAACGUCCAGCAGCAGCAGCGACAGCAGCACUGACAGCCUGGACUUUGUGCCCCCCCCCUCAUCAGCUGGGUCAGAGCAACACGAAGGGACACUGCAGAGAGAGAUGAAGGCGCUCUUUGACCAGAAGAUGAGAGAGAUCCGCUGUAAAUCACCGCUUUUUCUAGAUGAUUUGUGACAGGAAGAGACCAAGGUCCUCCUGAAAAGAAAAAAGGAUCAACAACGAGAAAGAAGAGGAAUGAUGGUGAUGGUGGUGUGCCAGU
This is a messenger RNA of Oreochromis aureus, 3838 nucleotides long. It is a transcript of the gene plch2b, whose product is annotated as phospholipase C, eta 2b. Gene Ontology annotation, biological process: lipid metabolic process; phosphatidylinositol-mediated signaling. NCBI's taxonomy places the organism in Eukaryota, Metazoa, Chordata, Actinopteri, Cichliformes, Cichlidae. The transcript has 20 exons. The record is from RefSeq and is a predicted model, not a curated record. The coding region runs from base 1 to 3753 and encodes 1250 amino acids. Gene Ontology annotation, molecular function: phosphatidylinositol-4,5-bisphosphate phospholipase C activity; calcium ion binding.